Molecule: messenger RNA, 4605 nt
Organism: Betta splendens (Siamese fighting fish)
Lineage: Eukaryota; Metazoa; Chordata; Actinopteri; Anabantiformes; Osphronemidae
Gene: ncapd3
Product: non-SMC condensin II complex, subunit D3
Exons: 36
Coding region: 109-4425 (1438 amino acids)
Biological process (GO): mitotic chromosome condensation; meiotic chromosome condensation
Cellular component (GO): condensin complex; condensed chromosome, centromeric region
Molecular function (GO): histone binding
Source: RefSeq, a predicted model, not a curated record
GCCGCCAGCUCCGACUCCCUCCCGUUGGGGAAGAUUGAACGGGCUGUAACGGCAGGUGUGCGGGCUGAGGCUCCGCUUUAAACUGCUGUUCUGUCGUAAACACCAUUAAUGAGGAGUCAAGAGGUGGCGGCCACGGGUUUCAGACCGGAAGUCCGGAAGUUGAAGAAAAGAAAGCGGCUUCAUUUGUGGCGGGCUGAUUCAAAACAUAACAAAAUGGAGUUAUUGUCUGCGCUGCAUUUUCUGAAGAUAUAUGAUAUCCCAGAAGCUUGGGUGGAUGCCGUUUGGGAUUUGGAGUUCACGGAGAGAAAACCUUUGGAUGAAACCAUAGAAGAAGAAUUAACAGCCAUUGGAGACAAAGCCUUGAGAAGCCUGUACCAGUGUUUACUGGACCACACUGCUGACCAGCACCGGUCUUCAAAUAACUAUGAAGCUUCACAGAGUAUCUGGGCCGUUCUGGGGGAGAAUGGAUUGUCAGUCAAGUCCCUGGUGGCUGCGUUGUCCUUUUUUGUCCUGGCAGGAAAAAACAAAACCGCUAGUGUCCAGCAAAGAGUGAGCGGCUUGCACGCUGCCUCUGUCUACCUGCUGCUCCUGGGAAUUCCAGGCAGCAUCGCCAAUAAAGCUUUUCAUGAGGUUUUGUUUGAGAUCUGCUCAGACAUGACUUCCCGCUGCUGGCCUCAGGACACUGGAAAGAAGCGCAAAAAGGACGCACUCAAGAGCUCUCAGACGGAGGGAAAACGCUCCAAACCUCAGCGGAAAGACCCAGCAGAGAUGGAAGUGGACGAGGCAGAUGAAGAGGACGUGGAAAAAGGACAUCAUUUCUCGGGUCAGGACUUGUUGAAGAUCAGAGAUGCAGUUGUUCUUCUGGUUCAGAGCCUUCUCAGACUCCUGCAAAUGUUUCCACUUAAAGACAAACCACAAAGUGCUAGCAACCUCACACAGAUUUUUAGUAAGCUGCUUUACUUUGAGCCAACUGUUGGAGAGCUAACCUUUGCUGCAGUACAAGAUAUCACCAAGCUGAGGAGUGUUCCAGAGAUGGCUUUUUAUGGUCUGCAGGUUCUCUGCUCAACAAAACAUGGAGACCAGAAAGAAUCCCUGAGGAGGGUUUUCCACCGACUUCUCUAUGUGAUCCUGAUGAUGAAUAAAGGCAACAGAGGAAAGCCUGCCCUCCUCGUACCUAACCAGUCUGUUCUCGCCACACGUGACCAGGCCAUCCAUUUUGUCUGUUAUCUUGUGGCUGAGCUGAAGGAGCUGGCGCUGCCUUUACUGCAAAUCCUCCUGCAGCAUAUUUGCUUUCAGAUGGUGGAGAAAUGUGAGUUUCGGAGCCACGGUGCCCAGGCUGUGGGGAUGCUGACAUCUCCGAUGACAAGCUCAGAUUAUGCCUGCUUCAUUAAGUGGCUGUUCAACUUCUCCCGACACACAAAAAUGGUGCCUCGGCUGUUCUCCGUGGAUGUGGUAAUGGUUUUGCUGGAGCAGCCAGAGCGGGUUCCAGAUGAGUGUCUGGACCCAGAGCUUUCCUGCUUCCUAUCACACAAGUUUCUCAUUCAAAAUGUGCUUUUCGCUCGGCGCAUGGACGAGUCGCCGACAGUCCAAGGACACGCCUUCGCCUGCCUGGCUCAGUGUCUGGAGCUGCCUUCCCACAACGUCACACGGGCCGUCCACAACCUCUUCUCUGCCACUGGAACCCUGACACAACUGGAGGGGGAGAUCACAGGAGGAAGUCUCAGUUCCCAGCAGACCCAGACCUACAGUACUCUGCCUUUUAGGACUGUAGAGAUCACCACCACAAUCGGCUCAGGAUGCGAUGCAAAGGAGAACCUGACUCUUCUCUUGCGACGUGUAAAAGACUCAAAAACAAACGUGAGGAAGGCUGCACUGCAGGCCCUGCUGGGUCUCCUUAAACACAGCGUGAUCGGCAUGAGCUGGGAGAACCUGUCUGUGCUGUCAGACCGCUGCAGGGACUCGGCUGUGUCCGUGAAGAAGAAGGCCCUUCAGUGCAUGGCAGAACUGCUGGCUGCUAAACCAGAGAACAGUGUGGUGCAGAAGGCCUGGCUGUACGCUGUGAUGCCGGCUGUGGUGGACUCUGAGGCUUCUGUGCAGGACAAGGCCCUGGAGGCUCUGGAUCAGGUGCUGCUCAGCCACGUCAAAUUAUACUCUGCCAGUCGCCACCUGGACACCAGUCAAAGGCUGACCUGGGACCUGCUGAGCCUUCUAUGUCACGAGUGUCAGAACCUGAGACAAUAUUUCAAUAGGGCCUUCACCAUUUGGUCCAAACAGAACAAAUUCACACCAACAUUCAUCAAUAACCUGGUCUCCCACACUGAAGCUGAACAUGCUGCUGGGGCAUGGCUGCUGCUCUCUAAGGUUGUAGCCUCAUCUCCCAGGUUGGCCUAUGGCAAGAUCCUGGAUGCCUGGGACCAGAUGAUCUGUUCAAAGGACAUUAGUGUUCCAACCUGCUGUCACAUCCUCAGUGUGAUGGGAGACAUCGCUGUACAUUUGAAUGAAGAUACCAUAGGGAGGAUAGUUAGUGACUUGAUGUCUUGGCUGAAGACCUUUACAUUGUCAUUGGAGAUCAUUAGUGCUGCUAUAGAGACUCUUUACCUGCUCGGCCGCAGUGACGACAUCAAACAGACUCAGGCUUUUCUGAACCAACACUGUGGAGAGCUGGUUUCAGUCUGUGAGACUUACUUAGCUUCCUUAAUCCUGAGCAAAAAUGGAAGCCAGAACGCAAACGAGGAGCUGAUGGUCAAACACCUCCACACUCUAGGUGUGGCGUCACUUCACUGUCCCUCAAAGGUCAGCAAAAGAACAGUGCUGCUAGUGGAGUCUGUUUUCACAACACACUGUGACAAACCUGCAGAUUGCCAAGAGGAGCUUCCUGCCUCACUGCCUCUGUCCCAGUUCAAAACAAACUCUCUGCCCACCAAAGUCAGAGCACAUGGAGUUAUAACAUUAGCUAAACUGUGUCUGCAGCAUGAGGAGCUGGUCCAGAAGUACCUGCCAGUGUUUGCCAGGGAGCUGGAGGUGGGCUCACAGGUUGCCGUACGUAACAAUGUGGUGGUCAUUAUGUGUGAUCUGUGUGUUCGAUACACCAACAUUGUGGAUUACUACAUCCCCAACAUCUCUGCGUGUCUGCGAGACAGCGAGGCUGUUAUUAGAGAGCAGACUCUAAUUAUGCUGACCAACCUGCUCCAGGAGGAAUUUGUCAAAUGGAAGGGCUCCCUCUUCUUUCGGUUCAUGGUGGUGCUGGUAGACCCAGUUCCUGCCAUUGCCAGCCUGUGUGAAUACUGUCUGCUUCACGGGCUGCUGAAGAAGAACCCAGAAAUGUUUAGCCAGCACUUCAUUGAGUGCAUCUUUCACUUCAACUCCUACAACCAACAUAAAUCCUUCAACAAGUUCCCUCAAAGUGACCGAGAAAACGUUCGCUUCUCCCUCAAAGGAGCCCAGAAUCGCGAGAAGCGCUUCCGCAUCUACCGCUUCCUGUUGGAGAACUUCACAGACGCCCAGCGCUUCAACAUCAUCAACAAAAUCAACCAGACGGUCUUAGCAUGCUUUGCAGAUGAAGAAUUGCCUCUAGAUGCAGACGGGGCUGAAAUCUUGUCAGAGACCUUCAACGUCUUGAGUCUGAAGGAGAUGAAGCUGCGGGCCGUAAGUGCUACCACUGCAGAGGAAGAACCGGAGGAGGAGAACAUGGCCAACAUGGCGAAAGCAGUUCUGCAGGUGGCGCAGAAGAAGGUUGUGUCCCAGGUUCAGAAGAAAGCCUUUAUAGACAACACAGUUCCCUUGAUCAUCAGCCUGAAGAAUCUGCUCGAGCAGAAACGCUCUCCCGCUCUCAGAGAUCUCAUGGCCUACCUCCAGGUCACCAUGCAGGACUACCGUAAUGAGGUGAAGGAGUUCUUUUCUGGAGAUGAGCAGCUGGCAGCUGAGGUGGAGUUCGCUCUGAAUGAGGCUGAGAAGCACAAAGAGAUGGAGGAACAGAUGGAUAACUGCAGCCUAGCAGGAGAUGCCAAGAUCAGCGCACAGGGUUCAGCUGGAAACGCUCCUGUAAGUUCCAGGCUCCUCCUCCCAUUUGCCUUUGCCACUCCACAGCCACAGUGUCCUAACCCUCAGUCUGCCAGGCUGCUGCACACUGAAAGGCGUGGAGGCAGGUCCGUGCAGGAGGAUCCCGUCCAGUCUAAGACCAUAACCCUGGAGAGAACAGUGAUUCCUAAAGAAGCUGUAAACUACAGAGCCAUCAGUACGCCCAAAGGUGUCGGUGUGAACCUAACCUUUGAGGAAGGACUCAGCGAGAUCAUGAGUGACCAAGGUCCAAGUCUAAUUGGACAGAGCAGUUUCCUUCAUCUACAUUCAGAUGAGCAUCAGGCCCCUGUACCAAGGCAGUGGAAUGUGCAGUCUCCUCUUCGCCACAAGAGAAAAUCCAAAGUUUAGGAAUCAUGUCUAAAAUGUUGUUAAAUGUUAAAAUGUACAAUUUACUAAUGUUCGCUGUUUGUGUUGUAGGUGUUUGAUGAUGUCUUUGAAUCUGUGGUUUUACCAUGGAGAAAACCAUGUUUUCUAUACUAACAUGUGCUGUGUUACAUUAAGGAAGCUCUAAUAAAGUUUGUUUUCGUA